UUCUUUUUGUACUGUUACGUUUAUUUUGUAUUUUGUUGUUCAUUUAAAGAGCAGAGACAUGCUUCGCUCAAGUAAUAUUUUUUUUGGAUAAACACUCAGCUGCUUUCCGUGAGGAACUGUUUCAUUAGAGGAUCAGUUGUGAGAGAUGUUCAACUACCACCCGAAGGAGUGGACGUCGAAUUACUUCAUGACGCCACAAGAAGAGAAGCUCGAGGCGGCUGAAAUUGAUAGGUCGACCUUUUCACUAUCAGCAUAUUGUAAUGAACAUCAAAACAUCUGAAUUAGAUGGCUUUGCUUGUUGCGGUUUUUUCUUUGGAUCAAACCUUAUCUUGACAUUGCUGAUUGCUGUUUGCCCUGUGACAAUUUAAUGAAAAAUUUUUUUCCCA
Molecule: messenger RNA, 386 nt
Organism: Rubroshorea leprosula
Lineage: Eukaryota; Viridiplantae; Streptophyta; Magnoliopsida; Malvales; Dipterocarpaceae
Source: the annotation of a GenBank genome assembly